AUGGAGAGAAAAUUCAAAUCAAAGAAUACUGCUUAGCAAGUUUAAUUAAAUGAGCAUUUAAUGUUCAGACAUGGAGACAGUGAUGAUGAUGAAGAGUUUGAAGAAACUAAUCAAAAACAUAUUGGAUGGAGAUCAUCUUAAGCAAGUUAACUUAGUGCUCUUUAGUAACUCUAUUUAAAGGGCAUUAGUAUGAAGAGGAAUCAAAAUUUUAACAAAAUUAGAACACAAAAUUUAACGUCAUUGAUGUUCCAUAACCCUAAACCUAAAUGGGAUUUAAUAAUUUUGCCAGAUCCGACCAAGUAUAGAAUAUUAGAGUAUAUCCUCUGA
Messenger RNA from Stylonychia lemnae, 327 nucleotides. The record is from the annotation of a GenBank genome assembly. Lineage: Eukaryota; Ciliophora; Spirotrichea; Sporadotrichida; Oxytrichidae.